Molecule: messenger RNA, 19663 nt
Organism: Coregonus sp. 'balchen'
Lineage: Eukaryota; Metazoa; Chordata; Actinopteri; Salmoniformes; Salmonidae
Source: the annotation of a GenBank genome assembly
AUGGAGGAGGCAGGCAUGGUGGAGGAGAGAAGGCAGGCAUGGUGGAGGAGAGGAGGCAGGCAUGGUGGAGGAGAGGAGGCAGGCAUGGUGGAGGAGAGAAGGCAGGCAUGGAGGAGGAGAGGAGGCAGGCAUGGAGGAGGAGAGGAGGCAGGCAUGGAGGAGGAGAGGAGGCAGGCAUGGAGGAGGAGAGGAGGCAGGCAUGGAGGAGGAGAGGAGGCAGGCAUGGAGGAGGAGAGGAGGCAGGCAUGGAGGAGGAGAGGAGGCAGGCAUGGUGGAGGAGAGAAGGCAGGCAUGGUGGUGGUAGGUAGUGAAUAGUGAAGUGUUGGGUGUGGAUCCAGCCCCGCCACAGCAGGACACUAAUCUGCCUGGGAGAACCUAACAGCACUUCUAUCCAAGAGUGCCAACAAUCUCUACCUGGGGAGGCCAUUACACUGUACAGGGUUGAGGUCCCACUCCCAACCACUACCUGGGGAGGCCAUUACACUGGACAGGGUUGAGGUCCCACUCCCAACCACUACCUGGGGAGGCCAUUACACUGGACAGGGUUGAGGUCCCACUCCCAACCACUACCUGGGGAGGCCAUUACACUGGACAGGGUUGAGGUCCCACUCCCAACCACUACCUGGGGAGGCCAUUACACUGGACAGGGUUGAGGUCCCACUCCUAACCACUACCUGGGGAGGCCAUUACACUGGACAGGGUUGAGGUCCCACUCCCAACCACUACCUGGGGAGGCCAUUACACUGUACAGGGUUGAGGUCCCACUCCCAACCACUACCUGGGGAGGCCAUUACACUGUACAGGGUUGAGGUCCCACUCCCAACCACUACCUGGGGAGGCCAUUACACUGUACAGGGUUGAGGUCCCACUCCCAACCACUACCUGGGGAGGCCAUUACACUGGACAGGGUUGAGGUCCCACUCCCAACCACUACCUGGGGAGGCCAUUACACUGGACAGGGUUGAGGUCCCACUCCCAACCACUACCUGGGGAGGCCAUUACACUGGACAGGGUUGAGGUCCCACUCCCAACCACGCCGCUGAGUGUAAUUAUUAGGGUUAGGGUCAAGGCAGUUUGCCAAACACCUAACAUUACAUUUUAGUUUUUAAAAUCUAGUCCCAUAAGUGUUACUUUUCACCUCAUCCUGAAAUCUAUCUCUAAAUGUUAUUAUCUUUAAAGAACCCAAGUCGUAGUGUUUCUGAACUCUUGUUUAAUCUAACCCCCACCAAGCCGUGUGAGGCUGUGAGUAGGACCUCUAGGUUUUUUAAAGAAGCCCUCUAAACCUGAAUUUAAAGGUUACACGCUCUUACACCAUGUAAAACACAUUACACGCUCUCUCUGUGUGUGUGUGUGUGUGUGUGUGUGUGUGUGUGUGUGUGUGCAUAAUAACCAAACUUUCCUUGAAAUAAGAAAUCAGCUUUGUAUGUUCCUUUAUCCUGGAGCUGUAUCGUCUGUCUGCGGAGCGCGAUCCCCCCUGACCCUUUAGGAACUGGAGAGAGGGAGAACAACCUCUCACCAAUCAAUCGUGCGUGUCUGGGUCUGGGAGAGAGAGCCUCUAGCCAGAGAAAGCAGCUGGGCCUGGCGUAGUAGAAACAAGUUAAUAUAGUGGCAUGCAGCUGAAUAACCAUUAGUUGGGGGCCUCUAGCUGUUUUUAUAAUGAAUUCCCCCAUGAAUGAAUGAAGUAUCAGAAUGAGAGUUUCACUGCAGGCUCUACAUGCAGGCAGCAUAUCACCCUCCCCUCUGUCUCGUGUUCGCUCUUUUCUCUCUGGUUUUCUCUUUCUGUUUCUUUUCUCAUUUUCUCUCGCUCUCGCUCUCUCUUUCUCUCUCUCUCUCUCUCUCUCCCUCUUUCUCUCUCUCUCUCGCUCUCUCUCUCUCUUUCUCUUCUCUUUCUCUCUUUUUCUUUCUCUCUUGCUCUCUCUCCCUCCCCCUCUCUCUCAUUUCUUUCUCUCUAUUCCCUCUGUCACAGUCUCUUCUCACACACUGACCCAUGUAUCAAGGACAUAACACAUACCUCACAUAUUUAAACAGUGAGCCUGUCCUUGCCAAAGUGGACCCAUGUCAGUGUUAACAAAGAAAAUAGCUAUUACAAUAGCUCAGAGCAUUCGGAAAGUAUUCAGACCCCUUGACUUUUUCCACAUUUUGUUACGUUACAGCCUUAUUCUAAAAUGGGUUAAAUAAAAACAUUUCUUCAUCAAUCUACACACAAUACCCCAUAAUGACAAAACAAAUGAUGUCACAUUUACAUAAGUAUUCAGACCCUUUACUCAGUACUAUGUUGAAGCACCUUUGGCAGCGAUUACAGCCUCAUGUCUUCUUGGGUAUGACGCUACAAGCUUGGCACACCUGUAUUUGGGGAGUAUCUCCCAUUUUCUGCAGAUCCUCUCAAGCUCUGUCAGGUUGGAUGGGGAGCAUUGUUGCACAGCUAUUUUCAGGUCUCUUCUAGAGAUGUUCGGUCGGGUUCAAGUCCGGGCUCUGGCUGGGCCACUCAAGGACAUUCAGAGACUUGUCCCGAAGCCACUCCUGCAUUGUCUUGGCUAUGUGCUUAGGGUAUUUGUCCUAUUGGAAGGUGAACCUUCACCCCAGUCUGAGGUCCUGAGCGCUCUGGAGUAGGUUUUCAUCAAUGGAUCUCUCUGUACUUUGCUCCAUUCAUCUUUCCCUCGAUCCUGACUAGUCUCCCAGUCCCUGCCGCUGAAAAACAUCCCCACAGCAUGACGCUGCCACCACCAUGCUUCACCGUAGGGAUGGUGCCAGGUUUCCUCCAGACGUGACGCUUGGCAUUCAGGCCAAACAGUUCAAUCAGUUUCAUCAGACCAGAGAAUCCUGUUUCUCAUGGUCUGAGUCCUUUAGGUGCCUUUUGGCAAACUCCAAGCGGGCUGUCAUGUGCCUUUUACUGAGGAGUGGCUUCUGUCUGGCCAGUCUACCAUAAAGGCCUGAUUGGUGGAGUGCUGCAGAGAUGGUUGUCCUUCUGGAAGGUUCUCCCAUCUCCACAGAGGAAGUCUGGAGCCCUGUCAGAGUGACCAUUGGGUUCUUGGUCCCCUCCAUGACCAAGGCCCUUCUCCUCCGACUGCUCAGUUUGGCCGGGCCGGCAGCUCUAGGAAGAGUCUUGGUGGUUCCAAACUUCUUCCAUUUAAGAAUGAUGGAGGCCACUGUGUUCUUUGGGACCUUGAAUGCUGCAGACAUUUUCCGUGCCUCGACACGAUCCUGUCUUGGAGCUCUACUGACAAUUCCUUCGACCUCAUGGCUUGGUUUUUGCUCUGACAUGCACUGUCUACUGUGGUACCUUCUAUAGACAGGUGUGUGCCUUUCCAAAUCAUGUCCAAUCAAUUGAAUUUACCACAGGUGGACUCCAAUCAAGUUGUAGAAACAUCUCAAGGAUGAUCAAUGCAAGCAGGAUGCACCUGAGCUCAAUUUCGAGUCUCAUAGCAAAGGGUCUGAAUACUUAUGUAAAUAAUGUAUUUGUAUUUUUUUUUAAUAAAUUUGCUUAUUCUAAAAAACUGUUUUCGGUUUGACAUUAUGGGGUAUUGUGUGUAGAUUGAUGAGAAUUUUUCAAGAUCAGUUUUAGAAUAAGGCUGUAACGUAACAACGUGGAAACGGUCAAGGGAUCCUUAAUACUUUCCGAAUGCACUGUGUAUUAGUUUUUAUUUUAUCAGUGUUACACUUAUUACAUCAAAUGAAUGUCAUGAUACCAGACUAGGGUCUGGGACCAUCUUUAUUUGACCUUUUAAUUCAUUACAUUUACAUUUACAUCAUUUAGCAGACACUCUUAUCCAGAGUGACUUACAAAUUGGUACAUUCAACUUAUGAUAGCCAGUGGGACAACCACUUUUUCUUCGGGGGGGUAGGGGUGGGUAGAAGGAUUACUUUAUACUAUUCCAGGUAUUCCUUAAAGAGGUAGGGUUUCAAGUGUCUCCGGAAGGUGGUCAGUGACUCCGCUGUCUUGUUCAUUUUGUUUCUAUAAUAUGAGGGUAACAAACAUGCUGCUGACCAAACUGAUCUGCAAUUAGGUCCUGAUUUAAUAUCCUGACUCUGUUGUUCCUAUGAACAUACAAUAACAUUUAACUAACAACCCCUUGAUUUUCCCCUCUGGGUUUCAGCCGUCAGAGUGUAGUUCUAUUAAAGGACCCAGUACAACAGCUGUGUACCUGUCUUGUACCAUGUUACAAACAGACUCUUGUUUUCUCCCCGUCCACCAGGCUUCAGCCGUCAGAUAGUGGCGCUGUUCAAGGACCAUGCUAUCCAGUACAGCAGCUUUGACAUCCUGUCAGAUGAGGAAGUGAGAUGGGGGCUGAAGACCUUCUCCAAUUGGCCCACCUACCCUCAGGUUUACGUUAAUGGAGAACUCGUAGGGGGACUGGACAUUGUCAAGGUGAGUAAUGUUCAAUACACAUUUAGCCAUACCAUUUUUUUUUUCUCUCCAGAAAAGUGAGGCAAAAAAAAUGAAAAGUUGAACCCUUGUAAAAAAUACUAAACAACCUUGGUACAACACCUAGAGACCUCACCAAGAGAUGUUUAGCCUUUUGGUAUAAUGGUUUUGGAAUGACAGGGACCAGGGUUUGAGUCCUGGUCAGGAUACCUUCCUAAUUAACUACAUUGGUGUCAGGAGUUGGAUAGGACCAUUGAAAAGCAUGCCCCAGCCAAGUUAGAGGCAUAGUUCUGUCAUUUUUUUUAAUAAUUGAUGUGCGACCUGAAAUGUAUAGUAUUCUAUUAAAGUAAUCACACCUAUUGUUACUAUAUUUAACUGCUUCAGCUUCUAUUCAGCUUGAAUUCUACACUUAACACAUCUCCCACUACCAGGCAAAUGUUUUUAGACAGCUGAAGCGAGCACACACAUUGUCUUCAGGAAAUGUACUAUUCUAGUUGAGUCAUGUUUUUCUUACCUUAGAUGUGUUCACUGCAGGCUGACUAGCAGCUAUUAUGUUGCAGUGUCUCAUAAAAUAAAUGCCCAAAUCAACCUAAAAGUAUCUACAAAACAAGUUUUACAGCAACAUAAGGAAGGUUACUAAAAUGUUUUCCUAUUACUGUUCGCGACUUAGAAAUUAUUAUUUAAAUUCCCAGGAUUUGAUUCACCGCGAUCAAACCGAAUCCCAACUACUACAAUGGCGAAGCGAAUCAUUCGAUUUGUAAAAGGAAAAUAAAAAAAAAUAUUUUGGGGUCUGAGCAGUUCUGGACUGGUUCCGACCGAUAUUUCUGUGUACAGCGUGCUCUGUGAACAGCGCAACAUCAAUUGCUUUACACUCACUAAAAGCACUGGUUGUCCCGAUUUCACAUGCGCUAUUACAAGCGCAGCUGUGAGGUUCACAGACACAGGAAAUCUUCCAUUUGCAUGGGGAGCGACAUGUCACAUUUUCUGGCCUAUCCAGACAAAGGAAGGAUUUCCUGUACCUGUGAACCUCGUAGCUGUGCUUGCAAUAGUGCAAUGAAUGAAACAGGAGACUCCAGCGGAGGCAACAAUAACGGUUUCAUCUCACUGUGAUGUUUUCAGAUGGAUUUAGAGCGCUCCACAGGAAAAAUGUGCAAAACCGUUUUGUAGAAUUGAAAGACCGCUUAUUCUUGGUCACAGACGGACAAAACCACUUGUAGCGAGCUGAAGUUGUAAUGAAUAUGGAGACAUUUGAAUAGUGUCUCUGCGUCACUCAGAGGACGUUUGGCAGAAAGUCUCGGUCGUCAGUUUAUAUGAAAUGGUGCCAAUAUUGUACUGUCACUAAGUAUGAUCACAUUUAUACUACAGUUACAGUGAGGGAAAAAAGUAUUGGAUCCCCUGCUGAUUUUGUACGUUUGCCCACUGACAAAGACAUGAUCAGUCUAUCAUUUUAAUGGUAGGUUUAUUUGAACAGUGAGAGACAGAAUAACAACAAAAAAAUCCAGAAAAACACAUGUCAAAAUGUUUUAUAAAUUGAUUUGCAUUUUAAUGAGGGAAAUAAGUAUUUGACCCCCUCUCAAUCAGAAAGAUUUCUGGCUCCCAGGUGUCUUUUAUACAGGUAACGAGCUGAGAUUAGGAGCACACUCUUAAAGGGAGUGCUCAUAAUCUCAGUUUGUUACCUGUAUAAAAGACACCUGUCCACAGAAGCAAUCAAUCAAUCAGAUUCCAAACUCUCCACCAUGGCCAAGACCAAAGAGCUCUCCAAGGAUGUCAGGGACAAGAUUGUAGACCUACACAAGGCUGGAAUGGGCUACAAGACCAUCACCAAGCAGCUUGGUGAGAAGGUGACAACAGUUGGUGCGAUUAUUCACAAAUGGAAGAAACACAAAAUAACUGUCAAUCUCCCUCGGCCUGGGGCUCCAUGCAAUAUCUCACCUCGUGGAGUUGCAAUGAUCAUGAGAACGGUGAGGAAUCAGCCCAGAACUACACGGGAGGAUCUUGUCAAUGAUCUCAAGGCAGCUGGGACCAUAGUCACCAAGAAAACAAUUGGUAACAGACUACGCCAUGAAGGACUGAAAUCCUUAGCGCCCGCAAGGUCCCCCUGCUCAAGAAAGCAUAUAUACAUGCCCGUCUGAAGUUUGCCAAUGAACAUCUGAAUGAUUCAGAGGAGAACUGGGUGAAAGUGUUGUGGUCAGAUGAGACCAAAAUUUAGCUCUUUGGCAUCAACUCAACUCGCCGUGUUUGGAGGAGGAGGAAUGCUGCCUAUGACCCCAAGAACACCAUCCCCACCGUCAAACAUGGAGGUGGAAACAUUAUGCUUUGGGGUUGUUUUUCUGCUAAGGGGACAGGACAACUUCCCCGCAUCAAAGGGACGAUGGACGGGGCCAUGUACCAUCAAAUCUAGGGUGAGAACCUCCUUCCCUCAGCCAGGGCAUUGAAAAUGGGUUGUGGAUGGGUAAUCCAGCAUGACAAUGACCCAAAACACACGGCCAAGGCAACAAAGGAGUGGCUCAAGAAGAAGCACAUUAAGGUCCUGGAGUGGCCUAGCCAGUCUCCAGACCUUAAUCCCAUAGAAAAUCUGUGGAGGGAGCUGAAGGGUCGAGUUGCCAAACGUCAGCCUCGAAACCUUAAUGACUUGGAAAAGAUCUGCAAAGAGGAGUGGAACAAAAUCCCUCCUGAGAUGUGGGCAAACCUGGUGGCCAACUACAAGAAACGUCUGACCUCUGUGAUUGCCAACAAGGGUUUUGCCACCAAGUACUAAGUCAUGUUUUGCAGAGGGGUCAAAUACUUAUUUCCCUAAUUAAAAUGCAAAUCAAUUCAUAACAUUUUUUACAUGUGUUUUUCUGGAUUUUUUUGUUGUUAUUCUGUCUCUCACUGUUCAAAUAAACCUACCAUUAAAAUGAUAGACUGAUAAUUUCUUUGUCAGUGGGCAAACGUACAAAAUCAGCAGGGGAUCAAAUACUUUUUUCCCCUCACUGUAUAAGGAAGGGGAAGUCUUAUAGUAAGUGGUUUUAUAAUUUGAUUGUUAGUAUAUUUGGAAAGCAUUUCAGUCAUUUCAUGCCCUAUUGCCCCACUUUUGUUGAAUAAGGAACAAAAUCCUAUGAUUUUUCAUAAUAUUUGUACUAUGUACUUGAGCUUGUGUCCUAAAAAGUGAGUACAUCUCAGCAAUGUAUAACUAUUUCUACCAGAAAGUUCCAGACCUUUCUAAAACGAUGCAACAGUACCAGUUAUUGUUUAUGGGUCUAUUUAGCCCUAAUAGUCAAGAGGUUAAAAUAAUCAAUUCACGUGAAUCAAAUAAUCGCUUUGUUUUUCAAAUAAUUUUUUAUUUUAUUGUAUUUAUUUUUUAUUUUUUUGUGUGAGGCGUCCGUUAUGCAAUUAAUUACAUAAGUAUGGUCUUACUAAAAUAAUUACCGACUGAAGCUUUAAACACAACUCUGUUCCUGGAGAGCUACCCUCCUGUAGGUUUUGGGUGAGGUUAAGGAGGCAUGGGGGGGCAGGGUAUGCAAAGUCAUAGAAAUAUAAUUGCAAGAACGAACAUUCUCAUUCAAGUCAAUGUUCUGCGAUGGGUGGACCAGCAGCCAUAUUGAGUGUAUCCAUGAGUGGUCCAGUUUAAUUGACAUGGUCUGAGGGGCUUUGUUCCUUCUAGUAAUUAUAUUUCAAUGUGAACAGUAACACAUUUUUUAUUGCAACAUAGAUGUUUUACAGAAUAUUAGUGGGUGGUUUGGUUUCUCCCUACUGCAUGGCAUGCUUUCUCCUAGGUGCUGUGUUUAGCGUUCUGUGUGUCCCUCCUCCAUAGCUGUACAUUCCCACUGAGGUAAUUCAGCUUUAACACAUGAGAGAGCACCUGCUGGGGUAGGAGGGCUGGAUUACUUUAGCUAGGAGCUUCCCUCCCCUCCGAGGGAGGGAGGGAGGGAGGGAGGGAGGGAGUGAGGGAUUAGAUACAGUGGGGAAAAAAAGUAUUUAGUCAGCCACCAAUUGUGCAAGUUCUCCCACUUAAAAAGGUGAGAGAGGCCUGUAAUUUUCAUCAUAGGUACACAUCAACUAUGACAGACAAAUUGAGGAAAAAAAUCCAGAAAAUCACAUUGUAUGAUUUUUUAUGAUUUUAUUUGCAAAUUAUGAUGGAAAAUAAGUAUUUGGUCACCUACAAACAAGCAAGAUUUCUGGCUCUCACAGACCUGUAACUUCUUCUUUAAGAGGCUCCUCUGUCCUCCACUCGUUACCUGUAUUAAUGGCACCUGUUUGAACUUGUUAUCAGUAUAAAAGACACCUGUCCACAACCUCAAACUGUCACACUCCAAACUCCACUAUGGCCAAGACCAAAGAGCUGUCAAAGGACACCAGAAACAAAAUUGUAGACCUGCACCAGGCUGGGAAGACUGAAUCUGCAAUAGGUAAGCAGCUUGGUUUGAAGAAAUCAACUGUGGGAGCAAUUAUUAGGAAAUGGAAGACAUACAAGACCACUGAUAAUCUCCCUCGAUCUGGGGCUCCACGCAAGAUCUCACCCCGUGGGGUCAAAAUGAUCACAAGAACGGUGAGCAAAAAUCCCAGAACCACACGGGGGGGCCUAGUGAAUGACCUGCAGAGAGCUGGGACCAAAGUAACAAAGCCUACCAUCAGUAACACACUACGCCGCCAGGGACUCAAAUCCUGCAGUGCAAGACGUGUCCCCCUGCUUAAGCCAGUACAUGUCCAGGCCCGUCUGAAGUUUGCUAGAGUGCAUUUGGAUGAUCCAGAAGAGGAUUGGGAGAAUGUCAUAUGGUCAGAUGAAACCAAAAUAUAACUUUUUGGUAAAAACUCAACUCGUCGUGUUUGGAGGACAAAGAAUGCUGAGUUGCAUCCAAAGAACACCAUACCUACUGUGAAGCAUGGGGGUGGAAACAUCAUGCUUUGGGGCAGUUUUUCUGCAAAGGGACCAGGACGACUGAUCCGUGUAAAGGAAAGAAUGAAUGGGACAAUGUAUCGUGAAAUUUUGAGUGAAAACCUCCUUCCAUCAGCAAGGGCAUUGAAGAUGAAACGUGGCUGGGUCUUUCAGCAUGACAAUGAUCCCAAACACACCGCCCGGGCAACGAAGGAGUGGCUUCGUAAGAAGCAUUUCAAGGUCCUGGAGUGGCCUAGCCAGUCUCCAGAUCUCAACCCCAUAGAAAAUCUUUGGAGGGAGUUGAAAGUCCAUGUUGCCCAGCGACAGCCCCAAAACAUCACUGCUCUAGAGGAGAUCUGCAUGGAGGAAUGGGCCAAAAUACCAGCAACAGUGUGUGAAAACCUUGUGAAGACUUACAGAAAACGUUUGACCUGUGUCAUUGCCAACAAAGGGUAUAUAACAAAGUAUUGAGAAAUUUUUGUUAUUGACCAAAUACUUAUUUUCCACCAUAAUUUGCAAAUAAAUUCAUUAAAAAUCCUACAAUGUGAUUUUCUGGAUUUUUUUUUCUCAUUUUGUCUGUCAUAGUUGACGUAUACCUAUGAUGAAAAUUACAGGCCUCUCUCAUCUUUUUAAGUGGGAGAACUUGCACAAUUGGUGGCUGACUAAAUACUUUUUUCCCCCACUGUAGCAGCUCUUUUUCUCUUCCUACCCUGGCUGACUGGGGCCUGAGACGCUAGCUGUGUUCCUACCCCGGCUGACUGGGGCCUGAGACGCUAGCUGUGUUCCAAUAUCCAUACUAACCUACUGCAUACUUAAUGAGUAUAUACUACAUACUAUAUACUAUUAGUUCAUCUUAGUAUACUGUAAACGAACGGUAUCUUUUCAGUUGAGUGUUCUAAUGCUUCGCCUGUCUACCGAAAGUUGAUGCUGUUGCUUUGCAACUUCUUGUUAGCGUAACAAAUGACCAGCUAGACAUCUUACGACAUCAUUAACGAUGUCCUUUUGAGAACGCACAACGACUAUACCAGUCAGCUAAGCUAAGAAUGAGGGGAAUAAUCAAGUCAAAUAAAUGUUGUCCUCCAUAUGUGUUCGAUGUGUCAUUGUUUGUGUCCAUUUAAACCCUCUAUGGCUCAACACGGCACGCGAUGCACUGUCUGUGGCUCGAGACAGACAUACCACAACUAUGUAUAGUUAAUAUACUGGCAGGUUCCAUGUAUCAGUAGCCAACUAACGUCAGGUAGCUAGCUAACAUACCGCUACAUACUGCUGUAAUGAUAUGCUAUGCGGUUCGUAAGGCUAGUAGCGUAGCUAACACAUUGUCAGCCAACAUAUAACGUAACUUAUUUUGAAAAGUCAUUACUUUAUUACAUUGCUCAACAUGUUCUUAACAUUGGUCUUAAUCAGUUAAAUCAAUGAUUAUUGACUUUUUAGACUUACAUUUGUAUCCGGUCAAAUCUGAAAAUGUUGUUAAGCCACUCCCAUUUUCUGAAGAAUUGCAUUAUGGGCCCUAAAAGCACGGAAAUAGUGUCCACUGCUUGUAUACUUUUUAUUUUGGCGAAUGUAGUACGACAUCCGGGAUCUUUUGGCAUACUAAUUAUAUCCAUACUAUGACCAAUAAGCAUACUACAUACUCACAAAUAGUACAGAUAGUGUUGUUAGUAUGAGUAUUCAAACACAGCUGCUCUCUACUGCCCCUCCCUCAUUAAGCAGACAGUACACCUGGAUAGUGGAGCAAGUAGACCUGCUGUGUGUGGGACCAGGCCGACUGGGGCCUGAGUUUCCUUCUCGUGUGGCGGUGUGUGUGUGUGUGUGUGUGUGUGUGUGUGUGACUGUGUGUGUGUGUGUGCGCGUUUGAGGAAGAGAUGGAUAGAUCAAGAGAAGGGGGAAGUGGGAAUGGGACUGUAGGUACAGUGGGGAGAACAGGUAUUUGAUACACUGCCGAUUUUGCAGGUUUUCCUACUUACAAAGCAUGUAGAGGUCUGGACUUUUUAUCAUAGGUACACUUCAACUGUGAGAGAUGGAAUCUAAAACAAAAAUCCAAUAAAUCACAUUUGUAUGAUUUUUAAGUAAUUAAUUUGCAUUUUAUUGCAUGACAUAAGUAUUUGAUCACCUACCAACCAGUAAGAAUUCCGGCUCUCACAGACAUGUUAGUUUUUCUUUAAGAAGCCCUCCUGUUCUCCACUCAUUACCUGUAUUAACUGCACCUGUUUGAACUCGUUACCUGUAUAAAAGACACCUGUCCACACACUCAAUCAAACAGACUCCAACCUCUCCACAAUGGCCAAGACCAGAGAGUGGUGUAAGGACAUCAGGGAUAAAAUUGUAGACCUGCACAAGGCUGGGAUGGGCUACAGGACAAUAGGCAAGCAGCUUGGUGAGAAGGCAACAACUGUUGGCGCAAUUAUUAGAAAAUGGAAGUUCAAGAUGACGGUCAAUCACCCUCGGUCUGUGGCUCCAUGCAAGAUCUCACCUCGUGGGGCAUCAAUGAUCAUGAGGAAGGUGAGGGAUCAGCCCAGAACUACACGGCAGGACCUGGUCAAUGACCUGAAGAGAGCUGGGACCACAGUCUCAAAGAAAACCAUUAGUAACACACUACGCCGUCAUGGAUUAAAAUUCUGCAGCGCACGCAAGGUCCCCUUGCUCAAGCCAGCGCAUGUCCAGGCCCGUCUGAAGUUUGCCAAUGACCAUCUGGAUGAUCCAGAGGAGGAAUGGGAGAAGGUCAUGUGGUCUGAUGAGACAAAAAUAGAGCUUUUUGGUCUAAACUCCACUCGCCGUGUUUGGAGGAAGAAGAAGGAUGAGUACAACCCCAAGAACACCAUCCCAACCGUGAAGCAUGGAGGUGGAAACAUCAUUCUUUGGGGAUGCUUUUCUGCAAAGGGGACAGGACGACUGCACCGUAUUGAGGGGAGGAUGGAUGGGGCCAUGUAUCGCGAGAUCUUGGCCAACAACCUCCUUCCCUCAGUAAGAGCAUUGAAGAUGGGUCGUGGCUGGGUCUUCCAGCAUGAUAACGACCCGAAACACACAGCCAGGGCAACUAAGGAGUGGCUCCGUAAGAAGCAUCUCAAGGUCCUGGAGUGGCCUAGCCAGUCUCCAGACCUGAACCUAAUAGAAAAUCUUUGGAGGGAGCUGAAAGUCCGUAUUGCCCAGCGACAGCCUUGAAACCUGAAGGAUCUGGAGAAGGUCUGUAUGGAGGAGUGGGCCAAAAUCCCUGCUGCAGUGUGUGCAAACCUGGUCAAGACCUACAGGAAACGUAUGAUCUCUGUAAUUGCAAACAAAGGUUUCUGUACAAAAUAUUAAGUUCUGCUUUUCUGAUGUAUCAAAUACUUAUGUCAUGCAAUAAAAUGCAAAUUAAUUACUUAAAAAUCAUACAAUGUGAUUUUCUGGAUUUUUGUUUUAGAUUCCGUCACUCACAGUUGAAGUGUACCUAUGAUAAAAAUUACAGACCUCUACAUGCUUUGUAAUUAGGAAAACCUGUAGAAUCGGCAGUGUAUCAAAUACUUGUUCUCCCCACUCUAUGUGUGUUAGUGGGAUUGAGACUGUAGGUAUGUGUGUUUAGUGGGAUUGAGACUGUAGGUAUGUGUGUUUAGUGGGAUUGAGACUGUAGGUAUGUGUGUUUAGUGGGAUUGAGACUGUAGGUAUGUGUGUUUAGUGGGAUUGAGACUGUAGGUAUGUGUGUUUAGUGGGAUUGAGACUGUAGGUAUGUGUGUUUAGUGUAUAGGUACAGUAGAACAAAGGGCCAGUCCAGUGACCCAUCUGAGUGUUGAUACCUGUUGUAGGAACUAGCUGAGUCUGGAGAGCUGGAGAACACCUGUCCCAAGGCUGUUACACUGGAGCACAGGUAAAACUCACCUUUACACACACACACACACACACACACACACACACACACACACACACACAACCACACAACCACACACACACACACACACACACACACAACCAAACACACACACACACACACACACACACGUGGAAGAUGCCACGUUGUAUUGUGCGACUUAUGGACUGUCUUUUAUAACCUACAGGUUGAAGUCGACCAUCAACAGGAGUCCAGUCAUGCUGUUCAUGAAGGGCAAUAAAGAGGUACGUAUGGGUCAGUCAAUAAUAACAGGUCAAUAAAGAGGUACGUAUGGGUCAGUCAAUCAUAACAGGUCAUUAAAGAGGUACGUAUGGGUCAGUCAAUCAUAACAGGUCAAUAAAGAGGUACGUAUGGGUCAGUCAAUCAUAACAGGUCAUUAAAGAGGUACGUAUGGGUCAGUCAAUCAUAACAGGUCAUUAAAGAGGUACGUAUGGGUCAGUCAAUCAUAACAGGUCCUUAAAGAGGUACGUAUGGGUCAGUCAAUCAUAACAGGUCAUUAAAGAGGUACGUAUGGGUCAGUCAAUCAUAACAGGUCAAUAAAGAGGUAUGUAUGGGUCAGUCAAUCAUAACAGGUGUGUGUGUUUUGCCUGUGUACUUCAUUAAUGGAGUAGAAAAGGAGAAUAGGACUUGAAUAUAAUUGCAACAUAAUUGCAGCUAAUCGGAAAUAAAUGCUCUGCAUAAACAUACAUGGACAAUAAACUGAGGCUUGUGUUUGGCCUGUAUAAUACUGUUCUAAUAGAACUCCUAUACAUUACUUCAAGAGGCAACAGUUGGCGUAUAUAAUAGAUGAGGAAAAUGUGUCUUGCAUACGUUAACAGAAUUACAGCUAAUCUGAAAUCAAUGAUGUUCUGCACAGAGCAGAGCAGAGCAGAGCGAUUCCCCCCCCCCCCCCGACAGACACACACACACACACACACACACACACACACACACACACACACACACACACUAAUGCUUCAGCAGGACCUCCUCCUAUCUCUUCAUACAGGUAUUGAUUUCUACUGCUCACAGAUGAACAGAUAUCUUCAGAGUAGUUUAAAGCUAGUCCCCUGUGAAUCCCCUUCUCUCUCCCUCCCCUUUCACUCACUCGUUCACUUGCAAAAAAAAAACAAGUUUUAUAUGGAUCUUUAUUCGCUUUCCCUCCAUUUCUUGAAAGACAGUUUUUAAGUGGGUGCUUUGAAACCAAUAGGAGUUGGAACUUGCUCAAUGAAAGCUUUUAGUUUGAUGCUAUUCAUUCUGUAGUGAAGAAGUCCCAAUUCCUCCUGCUUCAGAGUAGCACUUAACGAUGACUUAUCUUUGAAAGCAUUUCUCCUACUCACUCAGAAAGCACCGUUUUUAUAUUUGCUAUUUUCAAUAACCGUUGCCUUUUAAAAGACCAGAAACAUUCCUUCCUGUAAUUUGGUUCUGCAAUAAAAUGGUUUGGUGUGGACUCACCUGUUGGAGGAUCUGAAAUGUUUUAAUAUGUUUAUUAUAAAGUGUAUGUUCUUUGUUAAUCAUACCCAGGCCAGGAUCUGGAGUUUUAUAUCUAAAGUGUGUUUUUCUUCCUAUGUCUAUAGCAAGCCAAAUGUGGAUUCAGUCGGCAGAUACUGGAGAUAAUGAACAGUGCGGGGUAAGAUAACACCCCUAUAUCUUUAUCAUGAUAAUGAACAGUGCAGGGUAAGAUAACACCCCUAUAUCUUUAUCAUGAUAAUGAACAGUGCAGGGUAAGAUAACACCCCUAUAUCUUUAUCAUGAUAAUGAACAGUGCAGGGUAAGAUAACACCCCUAUAUCUUUAUCAUGAUAAUGAACAGUGCAGGGUAAGAUAACACCCCUAUAUCUUUAUCAUGAUAAUGAACAGUGCAGGGUAAGAUAACACCCCUAUAUCUUUAUCAUGAUAAUGAACAGUGCAGGGUAAGAUAACACCCCUAUAUCUUUAUCAUGAUAAUGAACAGUGCAGGGUAAGAUAACACCCCUAUAUCUUUAUCAUGAUAAUGAACAGUGCAGGGUAAGAUAACACCCCUAUAUCUUUAUCAUGAUAAUGAACAGUGCAGGGUAAGAUAACACCCCUAUAUCUUUAUCAUGAUAAUGAACAGUGCAGGGUAAGAUAACACCCCUAUAUCUUUAUCAUGAUAAUGAACAGUGCAGGGUAAGAUAACACCCCUAUAUCUUUAUCAUGAUAAUGAACAGUGCAGGGUAAGAUAACACCCCUAUAUCUUUAUCAUGAUAAUGAACAGUGCAGGGUAAGAUAACACCCCUAUAUCUUUAUCAUGAUAAUGAACAGUGCAGGGUAAGAUAACACCCCUAUAUCUUUAUCAUGAUAAUGAACAGUGCAGGGUAAGAUAACACCCCUAUAUCUUUAUCAUGAUAAUGAACAGUGCAGGGUAACAUAACACCCCUAGAUCUUUAUCAUGAUAAUGAACAGUGCAGGGUAAGAUAACACCCCUAGAUCUUUAUCAUGAUAAUGAACAGUGCAGGGUAAGAUAACACCCCUAGAUCUUUAUCAUGAUAAUGAACAGUGCAGGGUAAGAUAACACCCCUAGAUCUUUAUCAUGAUAAUGAACAGUGCAGGGUAAGAUAACACCCCUAGAUCUUUAUCAUGAUAAUGAACAGUGCAGGGUAAGAUAACACCCCUAUAUCUUUAUCAUGAUAAUGAACAGUGCAGGGUAAGAUAACACCCCUAUAUCUUUAUCAUGAUAAUGAACAGUGCAGGGUAAGAUAACACCCCUAUAUCUUUAUCAUGAUAAUGAACAGUGCAGGGUAAGAUAACACCUCUAUAUCUUUAUCAUGAUAAUGAACAGUGCAGGGUAAGAUAACACCCCUAUAUCUUUAUCAUGAUAAUGAACAGUGCAGGGUAAGAUAACACCCCUAUAUCUUUAUCAUGAUAAUGAACAGUGCAGGGUAAGAUAACACCCCUAUAUCUUUAUCAUGAUAAUGAACAGUGCAGGGUAAGAUAACACCCCUAUAUCUUUAUCAUGAUAAUGAACAGUGCAGGGUAAGAUAACACCCCUAUAUCUUUAUCAUGAUAAUGAACAGUGCAGGGUAAGAUAACACCCCUAUAUCUUCAUCAUGUUGUUACGUUGAUUUAUUUAGAUAAGAUGUCUUCUUCAUGUUGUUAUUUUUAGUGGUAAUUAUUCAUAGAUUCAGAUAGAUUUCAAUCACAUGUUAACUCCAGUGAGAUAUUCCUUAGUGUACAGCAUGCAGAGGACUAGAGGUCUAGGAGGAAUGAAUGGAGACAGAGAAAAUGUUGUUUUAUAAUAUGAUGCUUUGGUUAAUAUCAUGCCUGUGCUUUGUGUUUGCAGAGUGGAAUACAGUACCUUUGAUAUACUGGAAGACGAGGAGGUAAAACAGCCUCUCUGUGUCUGUCUGGGACAUUUUGCUUUAGAUUCAUUUAAGUCAAGGCUUAUUUUCUCAGCAGUGAUAUUCAAAUAUGCAGAAAAACAGAUCGUAUGUUGUAAUUUUAGGUGUUUUGAUUCUGAACGCCUCUUCCUUGCAACCAAAGUCCCUUUGAAGCUUUGAGCCCCCCACAAAACGAUGUUGGUGAAACCUAAAGAUGUGUAACGUUGUUUUGUUCAUGUCUCUUCCACUCACCAAUCUCCAGGUCAGACAGGGGCUGAAGACAUACUCAAACUGGCCAACGUACCCUCAGCUAUACGUCAAGGGGGAACUCAUUGGCGGGCUGGACAUUGUGAAGGUGAGAAUGGAUUUAGUUUUACACCUUAGGCCAGGGCUGCCCAACCCACUUCCUGGAGAUCUCCUGUCCUGUGGGUUUUCAGUCCAACCCUCUUCCUGGAGAUCUACUGUCCUGUAGGUUUUCAGUCCAACCCUCUUCCUGGAGAUCUACUGUCCUGUAGGUUCAGUCCAACCCUCUUCCUGGAGAUCUCCUGUCCUGUGGGUUUUCAGUCCAACCCUCUUCCUGGAGAUCUACUGUCCUGUAGGUUUUCAGUCCAACACUCUUCCUGGAGAUCUACUGUCCUGUAGGUUCAGUCCAACCCUCUUCCUGGAGAUCUACUGUCCUGUGGGUUUUCAGUCCAACCCUCUUCCUGGAGAUCUACUGUCCUGUGGGUUUUCAGCCCAACCCUAAUUUAACACACCUGAUUCUACUUAUUAGCUGCUCAACAAGACCUUAACUAGCUGAAUCAGAUAUGCUAAAUUAGGGUUGGACUGAAAACCCACAGGACCGGAGAUCUCCAGGAAGAGGGUUGGACUGAAAACCCACAGGACCGGAGAUCUCCAGGAAGAGGGUUGGACUGAAAACCCACAGGACAGUAGAUCUCCAGGAAGAGGGUUGGACUGAACCUACAGGACAGGAGAUCUCCAGGAAGAGGGUUGGACUGAAAACCCACAGGACAGGAGAUCUCCAGGAAGAGGGUUGGACUGAAAACCCACAGGACAGUAGAUCUCCAGGAAGAGGGUUGGACUGAAAACCUACAGGACAGUAGAUCUCCAGGAAGAGGGUUGGACUGAAAACCCACAGGACAGGAGAUCUCCAGGAAGAGGGUUGGACUGAACCUACAGGACAGGAGAUCUCCAGGAAGAGGGUUGGACUGAAAACCUACAGGACAGGAGAUCUCCAGGAAGAGGGUUGGACUGAAAACCUACAGGACAGUAGAUCUCCAGGAAGAGGGUUGGACUGAAAACCCACAGGACAGGAGAUCUCCAGGAAGAGGGUUGGACUGAACCUACAGGACAGGAGAUCUCCAGGAAGAGGGUUGGACUGAAAACCUACAGGACAGGAGAUCUCCAGGAAGAGGGUUGGACUGAACCUACAGGACGGUAGAUCUCCAGGAAGAGGGUUGGGCAGCUCUGCCUUAGACCAUUAUUGCACUUAUUACCACCACUUAGGCAUAUAUUUGUCUCCCGAGUGGCGCAGUGGUCUAAGGCACUGCAUCGCAGUGCUAGCUGUGCCACUAGAGAUCCUGGUUCGAAUCCAGGCUCUGUCGUAGCCGGCCGCGACCGGGAGACCCAUGGGGCGGCGCACAAUUGGCCCAGCGUUGUCCAGGGUAGGGGAGGGAAUGGCUGGCAGGGAUGUAGCUCAGUUGGUAGAGCAUGGCGUUUGCAUGGCGGUUGUGGGUUCGAUUCCCACGGGGGGCCAGUAUGAAAAAUUUUAAAAAAUAAUAAUGUAUGCACUCACUAACUGUAAGUCGCUCUGGAUAAGAGCGUCUGCUAAAUGACUAAAAUGUAAAUGUAAAUGUAAAUAUUCAGCCUGGUCCAGGACUAAAAACCAUCCACAAGGGAGAUUCUCCAUUAAAAUAGCUUUUUAGUCCCAAACUAGGCUUAAUCUGUGUCCCGGGAAACCGACCCUUAUACUAUCAACCGGACAGACAGAGACAACAGCAGUACCACAGUCUCUCCACCUGGUGUCACUAAAGCACCGUGUUCUGUUAGCUUACCCUGCUUAAUGUCCUCACCCCAUGUACAGUCAGGUAAGCGGCAUGGAGGGUUCAUCCUCCGUAAUAAAAAGCACAGAGGAAAAGAUGAUCUAAUGUAAAUACCAAGGUUUCUUAGUGAACUACAUUAAACCAUGCUAGGGAGGUUACACAGCAUGCAGAUAAUAAUGUCCCAAGGGUGUAUCUAACAGUAAUCCUCUUAUUGGUAUGCCUACUUAUUUCACCAAGAGCCUUGCUUUGUAUAAACUAGGCCUCUACUCCGGGGGGCUUACAGCAGCAUAUUGCCCAACAGUAGCUAGAGAUUAAAGUCAGCUGGAGUUCAGUUCUAAUAGAUCACCUGUCAAUCACUGUUCUUUCAAGGACUGCAUUGUGAUAACAUGAGUUUCACGAGACAGGAGUUCUCUGUGAAUCUAUUCGUAGUUAGUUUCACGAGACAGGAGUUCUCUGUGAAUCUAUUCGUAGUUAGUUUCAUGAGACAGGAGUUCUCUGUGUAUCUAUUCAUAGUUAGUUUCAUGAGACAGGAGUUCUCUGUGAAUCUAUUCGUAGUUAGUUUCAUGAGACAGGAGUUCUCUGUGAAUCUAUUCGUAGUUAGUUUCAUGAGACAGGAGUUCUCUGUGAAUCUAUUCGUAGUUAGUUUCAUGAGACAGGAGUUCUCUGUGAAUCUAUUCGUAGUUAGUUUCAUGAGACAGGAGUUCUCUCUGUGAAUCGAUUCAUAGUUAUUGUGCAUCAAUAGAAUAUUUAUUUCUGGAUCCUGUUGGAAUGGGGCUUACAUGAUGGACCCAAUAGGCUGUUAUUUUCUCAUGUAUCAUGAUCAGCCGGUACGAAGAUCAGACCUGUAUUGACACGUGUGUUCUGUGUUUUUUUUUUACAGGAGCUUAAAGAGAGCGGAGACCUUCCUUCAGUCCUUAGGGGUGAAUGCUAGAUGCCGGUAGCACUGUCACUGUGAUGGGAAUAAAGCUAUGGACUACUGCACACUUCCUUACCCUCUAUCGUCUUAGAACUUCCUUGACCUCUCACUUAAAAAGCCAACAGGGUCACGGUGAAUGCAGUCUGGAGGUACAAGAGAUGAAAUAGGGUCCUAUAUUCUCCACCCAUUGAUUUCUUAACAUAGCACAGGUGUACACGUAUCAAAAGAGAUGUGUCCAAGUUAACCCAAUUGAUCAAAGUGCGUUUUGCCACCAUCAGUUGCAAAUGGAAUAAAGUCGUCCAUGAUGCUGCC